ACAGAACAGUGAAACGGGAAGCUUAUGUCAACUGCACGUUACGUUCGUUCCUCACCUUCGUCGCAUUUCCCCGCAGCUUAACGUUGACAUAAGACCUGGUCGUCCCUGAAAAGCGCAAUGGGGUGCUUCUAUUCGAAGAAAUCCAAAAGAAAGUCCAGAGAAAAGGAUGGUGCAACACCGACAGCCACGGACGAGACCAACGCGGUUCCCCUUGGCAACAACAUCGACGAAGCACCGAAGCAGUACAGCUGGGAUAAGAGAGAAAAGGUGGACCCUAAGGACUACAUGCUGACGGGGCUCAAAGACGUCACAGUGGGCCGUCUUCCUGGGAAACUGAACGGGCAGCAGUUUGUCAUCCAGGAGUGUGUCAACUGCAACAUCUACGUGUUUGACCACUCUGCAACCAUCACCAUCGACGACUGUGUCAACUGCCGCCUCGUUCUGGGCCCCGUGAAGGGGAGUGUGUUUUUCAGAGACUGUAAAGACAUCAAGUGCGUGGUGGCCUGCCAGCAGUUCCGCACGCGGGACUGCACAAAGAUGGAUGUGUUCCUGUGCUGCGCCACCCAGCCCAUCAUCGAGUCGUCCACGGGGAUGAAGUUCGGCUGCUUCCAGUACUUCUACCCCGAGCUGGCCUUCCACUUCAAGGACGCCGGCCUGAGCAUAUUCAACAACAACUGGAGCAACAUCCACGACUUCACGCCGCUGUCGGGAGAGAACAACUGGGGCUUGCUGCCAGAGGACUCGCUGGUUCUGGACUUCGUUCCCACGCCCGACCCCGAGUCGGAGUUCAAGUCCGUCCGGAUCUCCGCCGAGCCGUCGCGGAGCAUCGUGCCUUUGACGAAGGGAGGGAGGCGCAAGGACAGUGAGGAGUCCUGCCUCUUCGUCUUCUUCGCCGGGGAAUACGCCACUGCGAACGCUCGGAAGCUGAUCGACGAGGCCACCGCCAAAGGUUUUGUUCUGAUCCAGACCAAAGAGGUGUCCAUGAGGCCUGAAGAUGUGAAGAGAGUGUUCCAGAACAGCGCAGAUGAUCUCGUGGAAUGGGUCGCCAAAGGUCCCGUCAUCGCCCUCGAGCUGAACGGCGACGGAGUCAUUGAAGCCUGCAAGAACAUCGCCAGUGAAGUUUUCAGUGGCACCAAGGUUUUUGUCUCCAACGACAAAAACACGUCCUCUCAAGACGUCGACAGCUUCUUCAACUUUGCCGACAUGCAGAUGGGAUUAUAAAUGUUUUCUAACUGCCUGAACUGAUUAGCUCAGUCUGAAUACGACUCCUGAUGAUUUCCAGAGCACAUAAAAAGAUCAUUUGAUAAUGCCUUUAAUCAAACAAUCACAAGUCUGUGCAYGCUCUUAUUCUGAAAAAACAAAAUGGCUGUAAACCACUGAAACGUUAGUCGCAAAACGUGCUGUGAAUAUUGAUUUUGAACAAUUUUGUUGCGUUUAGCUCCUGUGAAUGUUGAUUUUUGUUGUAAAUUAUUGUUUUGUUCAAAGCUAGUAGUUGAAACAAGCACAAAAACGCCUGAGAAAUUAUUUUCUAGUUCUUGUUUUUCUUCACAGACUUCCCUGUGCUUGUGAUUUAGAUGAUAGACAUUUUGUUUGGAUUAUGUAAACUUGAAACAUGCUGUAUGAUUCUUUUUUUAUGUAUUUAUUAGGCCAAAAUCAUGUAGUGAAAGACUGAGUAUAUCAUUUCUGCCAAACUGUGUAAAGAUGUGGAACAUACAGGUGCUGGUCAUAAAAUUAGAAUAUCAUGAAAAAGUAGAUUUAUUUCAGUAAUUC
Molecule: messenger RNA, 1770 nt
Organism: Austrofundulus limnaeus
Lineage: Eukaryota; Metazoa; Chordata; Actinopteri; Cyprinodontiformes; Rivulidae
Gene: rp2
Product: RP2 activator of ARL3 GTPase
Exons: 5
Coding region: 118-1221 (367 amino acids)
Biological process (GO): post-Golgi vesicle-mediated transport
Cellular component (GO): cilium; periciliary membrane compartment
Molecular function (GO): GTPase activator activity
Source: RefSeq, a predicted model, not a curated record